UACUCGAAAAUCAGUUGAGGGGUCUCUGUCCCAACUCUGAAAAGCCACUUUGCUUGCUUACUGUCCACCUUGUUUUCCCUUCAAGUUUCGUUUCCACCUGUUGCUCCACUCUCUCGACCAUCCUCACCUUUUUCAAUUUCUUUUUUUUUUUUUUGAAAAAAAAGAUUCCUUUCAAUCCCUAAUUUAUGCAUCUACUGUCCAUUUCUUUACCAUGAAAAAAUCAGUCCCUAAACGUUCAGAAAAUAGCAGUUUCAGCUUUAGGAAAAUAGACUGGGAGGUUAGGCCUGGUGGCAUGCUUGUUCAGAAGAGAGAGGUUGGGGAUGACCCUUUUGGGCCUAUGAUCAAGAUCAAGGUUUCUCACUAUUCCUAUCACUACGAAAUCACUGUCCCUGCUCAAUCCACUUUUGGGGAUUUGAAAAAGGUUCUUGUCCAAGAAACUGGUUUAGAGUCCAAGGAGCAAAGAUUGUUAUUUAGAGGGAAGGAAAAGGAGGACAAUGAAUGUUUGCACAUGGUAGGUGUAAAAGACAUGUCAAAGGUGAUACUACUUGAGGACCCUGCUUGCAAAGAGAGGAAGCUUGAGGAGAUGAAAAGAAAUCAAGGAAUGUUAAAAGCCUAUGAAGAAGUUGCCAAAGUAAGAGCAGAGGUUGAUAAGCUCUCACAGAAGGUUCUCACUUUGGAGAAAAUUAUUCACAAUGGUUCCCAAGUUGCAGAUAAGGAAUUUGUUGUCUUAACAGAGUUGCUUAUGGUAGAGUUACUUAAAUUGGAUGCAAUUCAGGCUGAUGGAGAAGCAAAAAAGCAGAGGCGGAUUGAGGUUCAUCGUGUCCAGAGCUUUGUGGACACUCUUGACAAUCUAAAGGUUAGAAAUUCUAUCCCCUUGACAAGUUGUAGCAAUGCAGUUUCUGUAACAACCAGAUGGGAGACAUUUGAGUCUGGAGUUGGAAGCCUGAACGCCCCAGUUCCAAUACAAUCUGCCACAAAAAUAACUCAGGACUGGGAGUUGUUUGACUAGACAAGUGGGCUUGAGUCUACACUGGUUGCCUGUAAAAAUUACAAUGGAAUAUGUUUAAUGCAAUACGACUCGGAAAAACGCAUAGUUUUUGCCGUUUUGAUCCUUACAAACUGUUUUUAUAUAUAAUUAGAGGGAUAAGUAUUGCUUUAAAGUUUAAACUACUCUAUGUUUUCUGUAAAUAGAUAUUUGUAAGGGCUAAGUUGCAUCUCUUUUUGAUUGCA
Jatropha curcas is the source of this 1230-nucleotide messenger RNA. Its product is annotated as BAG family molecular chaperone regulator 4. Lineage: Eukaryota; Viridiplantae; Streptophyta; Magnoliopsida; Malpighiales; Euphorbiaceae. Gene Ontology annotation, biological process: protein stabilization. Gene Ontology annotation, molecular function: adenyl-nucleotide exchange factor activity; protein-folding chaperone binding. Gene Ontology annotation, cellular component: cytoplasm. The record is from RefSeq and is a predicted model, not a curated record.